Molecule: messenger RNA, 5767 nt
Organism: Dunckerocampus dactyliophorus (ringed pipefish)
Lineage: Eukaryota; Metazoa; Chordata; Actinopteri; Syngnathiformes; Syngnathidae
Gene: angpt1
Product: angiopoietin 1
Exons: 9
Coding region: 431-1996 (521 amino acids)
Biological process (GO): Tie signaling pathway; angiogenesis
Molecular function (GO): receptor tyrosine kinase binding
Source: RefSeq, a predicted model, not a curated record
GGCUCAGAGUGUGCUGGAAGCUUGGAACUGUUCUUCAGUGAGAGCGUCUCUCUCACUCCCUGCAGUUGUGCAGGGCGAAAGCAGAAAGGAGACCAGGGGAGGUCUAACUACACCAUCCCAGAUUACCCAGCACCUAUUUUAAAUGCGUUGACUGACUGAUGCACAGUUUGCUGCUGGCUGACUUGGAGGAAGAUCAAGAUAAGCAAGUUGUCACUCCUGUUGCAUGAGAUGUGCUAAACUUUAACGGCCUUCACUGACAGGACAGCUAAUUAAAGGGCAAGUGUGGCUUUCAAUGGUGAGCCUCCAACGUAAAGAUGGACUGCAAAUGUUUGAGACCGACAGUGUUCUUCACAGCCUCUUGAUGCACAUCCGAAGGAAACAUCCAGCCGAAAGAGCAAGAUAAAGGACUCCCAUUGCCUGCACCGCUGAUAUGAUGCUCUGCUACACAUUUGUGUACCACUUGCUCUCUUUGGCAGCACUUGUAGUGAUUGUGAACUGCGGAGGAGGCGAGCAGAGGAGAGGGACCGAUAGCAGUACCAGUAACACAGGUGGCGUCAGUGGCGCUGGAGGAAGUGGCAGCAGACGUUUCCACAAGAUCCAGCAUGGCCAGUGCACCUACACCUUCAUCCUACCUGAAGGCGGAGCGGCAGGUGAAGGCUCCUGCAGGGAGGCAAAAGGUGGGAACCCACAGUACAACACCAACUCCCUCCAGAGAGACUCGCCGCCACCUGAAGCAGACUUUUCCAAACAGAAGAUCCAGCAACUCGAACACAUAAUGGAGAAUUACACUCAGUGGCUACAGAAGAUUGAGAAUUACAUCAAAGAGCGCAUGAAAACGGAGAUGGUUCAACUGCAACAGAGUGCUGUGCACAACACCACGGCAGCCAUGUUGGAAAUGGGCAGCAACCUUCUCUCUCAAACUGCGGAACAGACACGGAAGCUGACUGAUGUUGAGACGCAAGUUUUGAAUCAGACAUCAAGGCUUGAGAUUCAGCUUCUGGAAAAUUCUCUCUCCACUAACAAGUUGGAGAAGGAGUUAAUGGUCCAGACCAAUGAGAUCAACAAGCUCCAUGACAAGAACAGCCUCCUAGAGCAGAAGAUGUUAGAGAUGGAGAUGAAGCACCAAGAAGAGUUAGAAACACUGAAGCAGGAGAAAGGAAGCCUACAGGUCCUUGUAGGGAGGCAGAGCGGGGUUAUCAAAGAGCUAGAGGCCCAGCUGAGCAGGGCCACGGGAAACAGCACUGCCCUACAAAGGCAGCAGCAGGAGAUGAUGGAUACUGUCCACAACCUACUCAACCUUUGCUCCAAAGAUGGAGUUCCAAAGCCCCUGGAUGAAGACAAGAAGUUCCGUGAUUGUGCCGACCUUUACCAGGCAGGCUUUCAUAAGAACGGAGUCUACAACAUCCAGAUCAACCUGCAGGAAAACAAAAGGGUUUAUUGCAACAUGGAAACAGCUGGUGGUGGAUGGACGGUCAUACAGCGUAGAGAGGAUGGCAGUGUGGACUUCCAGAGAACGUGGAAGGAAUACAAAACGGGUUUUGGGAGCACGUCUGCGGAGCACUGGUUGGGGAACGAGUAUGUCUACCAGUUGACCAGCCAAAGGCAGUAUGUCCUUCGCGUUGAACUGACAGACUGGGACGGACACCAGGCCUUCUCGCUAUAUGAUCGGUUUCAAAUUGGCAGUGAGAAACAGAACUACAGGCUGUUCCUGAAAAGCCACAGCGGGACGGCAGGCAGACAGAGCAGUCUAGUGAUCCACGGGGCAGACUUCAGCACCAAGGACAUGGACAAUGACAACUGCAUGUGCAAGUGCGCCCUCAUGCUCACUGGCGGUUGGUGGUUUGAUGCGUGUGGGCCGUCCAACCUUAACGGCAUGUACUUCACGCAAGGACAACACGUGGGGAAGUUAAACGGGAUCAAGUGGCACUACUUUAAGGGCCCCAGCUACUCACUACGAGCCACAGCCAUGAUGAUCCGCCCGUUGGACUUCUCCUAGCCGUAAAACCUCGAAAUGGCUAUUUAGCACAUUAGUGGGACGCUUCCAGUUUUGUCCUCAUCUCAUUUCACCCGCCAUGCUUCGUAACCUUUUCCCUCCUCACUGAACUGUCGGAACAGCCGCAGGGAAGAAAACAGAGCAAGGCAUGAUUUAUGCUUCUGAUCAGAUUAGCACACGUAAUUAUUUAAGGACAAAAUAGGUCAUGUGUGUUUAUCCCACACUGGGAAUGUGUGCGUAUUUUUGAUAACAUGGUGUUUCUUUAGGACGUUCUGACUAGUACAGAGCGGUGGCAGAGCAGAGAUGACUUACAAACUGCAGGACGGGACUGAUCUUUUAUGCUCUGAGGACACAAUUUGUCUUUUUAAAUGUUAUAAUUGUAUUCCGUAUGUCUUUUUAAGUAUUCAUCUCGUAUGUAUCUCACCAUCACAUGAAUGUCUAUUACAGUACAGUGUAUUCUGACUUUAUAUGUGCUGUGGGAAUGAAAGGUGAACAUUGUUUAAAUAGAAGUAAUGAUGAUAAUAAUCAUAUUUUCUGAGUUGACAUAACGGCUAAUGUAUUUAGAGUUUACACAUAAAUGGCUAGUCCCAUCUAAACAGUCAAUUCUAUGGAGGGCCACACUGAAAAGAUAAAAAAUGUCAUGUUACGAGAACUAGGUUGUCGUAUUAUGAUAAAAAAAAAAAAGAUAAGUCCUGAUGUUAACUAGUGCAAGUCAAAAUUCCCAAACACGUGCAACAGCAGCCACUGAGCUCUGCAGAGACCUCCAAAGUCGAACAAAUUCUUAAUUAUAACAAUAUAAAGUAGUGAUGGGAAGUUUGUCUCUUUUAAGGGAGCUGGCCUGUUUGGCUCGGCUCUUUCGGCUCCCAAACGGCUCCUCUGAUUAUUUUUGUUGUUGUUGCUGAAAUUGAUUUCUUACCGACGUAUGUGUACGAUGAAUUUGUAGUAUAAAUAUAUAAUGAUAUAAAAUGAUUAUUGUUGAUAUGGCUUCAUUUAUACGGAUCAGAUUCCAACAAAAACAAAAUUAGAAUACACAAAGAUUCAUCACAAUUAGACAAAAAGGGCCAAUCCUGGGGUGUCCAAAGGGAGGCCUAAGGGCCAUUUGUGGCCCGCAGCUGUUUUUUUAUUGGCCCGCGGCACAUGAUAGAAAUAUAAUUCUACAAGAAAACUAGCAAAAAUGGAAGAAAUCAGCAGUCAUUUUCCAAUAAUAAAGUCUAAAUAUUAAGCCAAAAAAGUUGUAACUUUACAAGAAUGAUGUCAUUUCAUGAGGAAAAACGCCAUUUUAGUAGCCCAAAAUUUUAAAACUUUUUCUAAAGUCAUAAUAUUAUGAGAAAUAAAACAACAAGUUGUCAUUUUUUAAAAUCAGGUUGCAUAAGAUUAUGGGAAUGAAGUCAUAAUUACGAGAAGAAAAUUUACAAGAGGAAACUUGAACAGCUGUAAUUUUAUGGAAUUAAGUCAAAAUAUUUUUUUUUUAAAAAGACAUUUUCAUGAGGAAAAACAUUGCAAUUUUGCAAGAAUAGAUUUGUAAUAUUAUGAGGGCAAAUCACGACAUUCAUAGUAUUGAGUUGAAAUAUUUGUAAAGUCGUAAUAUUAAAAGAAACAAACAGUUGUCAUUUUUGGAACAUGAGGUUGGGGGAAAAGUUAUAAUAUUAUAGGAAUAAAGUCAAAUUAUUAUGGGAAUAAAGUCAUAAUAUUACAGGAAGAAAAUUUUUUAAGAAGAAAGUUUAAAAAACAGCAAAAAUGGAAAGUUCAAAGCAAAGUUCAUACGAAUAAUAUGCUUUUUGGCCUAUAUCACAAAGCUGAGAUGCAGUAUUUUCUUGAAACAUAUAUAACUUCUUAGCAUAUCUACAUGUUUUACAAAAACAUCAAAGUGGCCCUUGCAUUCUUUCAUUUUUCAGUAAAAACAUUUGGAAACCUCUGCUCCAACCUGUGUAUUAUUUUAGAUUUACAACCAUUUACGUUGAAACAACCAAAUAUAAAUUUAAAUGCGUAAAACUGAAAGACAAAGCAGCAUCCAAGUAAGAGUUUUUGCUAGACUUUAGCGAAGAUUGGCAUUCAGAAACACAAGCCUCAGCUUUUGUUUCCUGCUGCUCAUUUUCCUCACCUUUCCAGCUUGCUUGUAAAAAUAAACCGUCGUUCCCCCUUUUGUUUUUUGUCGCCGCAUACGGUGACACAUAUUUUGGCCAAUCACGUGCGUCUUGAACAGAAAAAAGGGCAAGAAAAAACAAUGGCCCGUUCACUUCAAAGAACCGGAUCCCGUCGUUCACUUGUAAGAGCCGAUUUUUUUGAGAACAACCCUUUCACUCAUGUAAAGUGAAUUCAUGCUUUUCAAGCUUAAACUUAUUAUUCUUACGAACAAUACAGGAAAUGUUGUAAAUGCAAUUCAAACAUUCAUGCAAAUUCUCAACAGAAGUAUAAAGCAUGACGUAUUACAUCUUUAGCCACACAAUUUACGACUUUAUUCUCAUAAUUUACGACUUUAUCCUUAUUAUUUAUUUUCUUUCCAGCAUGGUCCUAAUGCUCCAUUUCACAGUUCUAAUACCUUUUACAAAAUGUUUCCAUUAUACGCUCAACAAAAAUGUGAACAUAACACUUGGCUGUGGUGUGGCAUAUCAAGAUGCUGAUGAGGCAGCAUGAUUAUUGCACAGGUGUGCCUCAGAUUGGUUCCAAUAAAAGGGCACUCAAAAAUGUGCAGUUAAACGGUACUGAAGGGGAAGGAUGGGUCAGUAUCUGGUGUGACCACCAUUUGCUCCAAAUACUGUACACGUAUCCAGAGCAUCCAGAGCAUGAGUAUGCUGGCCAUGCAAAAACUGGGAUGUUUUCAGCUUCCAGGAAUUGUGUACAGAUCCUUGCAACAUGGGGCCGUGCAUUGACAUCAGGUGAUUGUGGUGGACGAACAGCACAACAAUGGGCCUCAGGAUCUCAUUACGGUAUCGCUGUGCUUUCAAAAUGUCAUCAAUAAAAUGCACCUGUAUCCACCAGCCGAUACUGAUUCUCAUUUUUGGACACCCCUGGACUUCCCCCAAUAGAGUUAAAACUGCACAUUUGGAGGUGGCCUUUUAUUGUGGCCACUCUCAGGCUUGAUGUGCCACACAUGUGAGGUGUAUGAAUUAUGAAUGCUCACUAACACAGACAUAGACAGAUUUGUGAACAAUAUUUCAGUGAAAUAGGCCUUUUGUUUACAUAGACGAAAGUUUAGCUUAUGAAAGUUUAGCUUACAAAAAAUGGGAGCGAAGACAACAGUGCUGCAUGUAUAUUUUCGUGUAGUUGCAUGGAAAAACACAUUUGCAUCUUGAAGAUUAAUCAAGACGGUAACCAUGUUUGCAAAUAUAACAAGUAUGCUUCUGAGUUUAUUUGUCCUUUUUCAUCAUAAUGCAAACUACCAGCUUUCCAUCACUGCUGCAUUAAACGUGUAGAUUCAGUCUUGCAGCAAAUUAUUCACAUUAACUUGUAUUUUUUUUUUAAAGUUCGCAUAACGACAACAGAAUGUGGUGGAGGAUUCGUGGAAGGUGCUGUACAUGUGGGAAAGGCAGACGCAUCAGGUGUAUUCACUCGUUUGUCGCUGAAUGUGUGUGUUUGUGUGCAUAAAUCGUUGUUUGUUCUUACUCUUGGUACACCAGAUGUACUUUUAACAAAAUGUAGAUAACCCCAGAAAAGUGUGCCACUGAUAACUCAGCUUUUACCUCAUUAAACUGUAGAUUUGCUCGGUGAUUUUAUUUAAAGGUAUUUUGUAACGUGGGUAAUGUUGUGUUGCUAUCAAAUAAAAUGUGAUGCACU